UCACGUCCGUCUUUCCUCGAGGAUUUCUGUGCGAUGAGGGUUUUCACCAACUCCUUGUGGCCCACUGGGACACCUCCAUCACCAAGGAUGUGUUGGCUCACUGGCUGGAUCUCAUCAACUCUGAAGGAUGGAUACCCAGGGAGCAGAUCCUGGGACACGAGGCCAGGAGUAAGGUUCCUCCUGAAUUCAUCGUCCAACACAACGAGAAUGCCAACCCGCCCACAUUCUUCCUCACCAUGGAAACGCUGUUGUCUCGUAUGGAGUCGGAGGGGAGGGUUGACAUGGAGUACCUCGACUCCGUUUACCCCAGACUCCAGGUCUGGUACUCCUGGUUCAACUCCACACAGGUACCUAACUCGUUUGACCAGUUUACUUGAACUACACCUUAGCAUUGCCUUUCUUUUUUUGUCCUGUUCUUCCUUUUUGUGUUUUUGUUGUCUUUUGACGAAUUAUUUGUUUUGUAUUGUUUUGUGUUUGUAGUCGGGGCACGACCUCUGACCUAUCGUUGGAGAGGUAGAAAUUCCACCACUGACAGGAACUGAACCCUAAGACACUGACGUCCGGGUGGAUGACUAUCCGAGAGCCACUCACACCGCCACUGAUGAGUACCACGUUGACCUCUAUGCUGGAUGACUCUUGCUAGUGGUGUGAUGGCCAAAUGGCCGAACCUCCUCAAUAGUUAGUAUCUCUCUUUCAUAUCUAUUCAUGUCGUCUUCCCUCUCUCUCCUCUUCUGUUCUUAUUUCUCUGGUUCACGCAACACUUUGAUGUUUGUAUCUCACGGUAAUCUUCAUAUCAUAAUAUGGCUUGUAUCUCAGUGAAUAAGUCUUUUAAUGUCUUCAUUUCAUCAACAUAACCUACAUGUGUGAGCGUAUUCCAUCUUUUCUCUCCCUCUCUCUCUCCCUCUCUCAGAGGACUCCAGUUACUACUGGGCCACUUACAGAGCUCUAGCUGACCCCAGGAACCUUGACUCACUUCACUGGGACAAAUACACCAUGGUAACCCCUUGCCUUGUUGACAGUUUAAUUCUCCAGCCGUAGUCAAAGUAUUUAUGAUG
This is a messenger RNA of Geodia barretti, 1055 nucleotides long. Lineage: Eukaryota; Metazoa; Porifera; Demospongiae; Tetractinellida; Geodiidae. The record is from the annotation of a GenBank genome assembly.